This is a messenger RNA of Dimorphilus gyrociliatus, 746 nucleotides long. Lineage: Eukaryota; Metazoa; Annelida; Polychaeta; Dinophilidae. The record is from the annotation of a GenBank genome assembly.
CUUUUUGCGGCACUGACUUCCGUCCCUCGACUUGGGCGUUGCGAACAAUCCUUUUAAUCAUCAAUCACAACGCAGCCGAUCGAGGAGGAUAGAGAGAAGAAGAUAUUAAUUUUUUUUAUUUUAGUGUUUUAUUCGAUUUAAUGAAAAUAUUAGCCUUUUAGAGAAUUUUUUAAAAUAAUAAUAUGACGGAAUAUAAAAUGGUAGUCGUCGGUGCUGGAGGUGUUGGAAAGAGUGCUCUAACAAUUCAACUCAUUCAAAAUCAUUUCGUUGAGGAAUAUGAUCCGACGAUCGAGGAUUCUUACAGGAAACAAGUUGUGCUUGAUGGAGAAACGUGUUUGUUAGACAUCUUAGAUACCGCUGGCCAAGAGGAAUACAGUGCAAUGAGGGACCAGUAUAUGAGAAGCGGUGAAGGUUUUCUCUGCGUUUUUGCUGUAAAUAGCUCAAAGUCCUUCGAAGAUAUUAAUCAAUAUAGGGAGCAAAUUAAACGAGUUAAAGAUGCCGAUGAAGUUCCUAUGGUGUUGGUCGGUAAUAAGGUUGAUUUACCUUUGCGCACCGUCGAAAAUUCUCAAGGAAGAAGCUUAGCAGAAGGUUUUGGCAUUCCAUACAUCGAAACUUCGGCAAAGACAAGGCAAGGAGUUGACGAUGCCUUUUACACGCUAGUCAGGGAAAUUCGAAAAUUCAAAGAUAGAAAAGGCAAAGAUAAAAAUAAAAAGAAACCUCGCAAAAAUAAAUGUACCCUACUGUAA